This is a messenger RNA of Phalaenopsis equestris, 2648 nucleotides long. RefSeq lists its product as uncharacterized. Lineage: Eukaryota; Viridiplantae; Streptophyta; Magnoliopsida; Asparagales; Orchidaceae. Gene Ontology annotation, cellular component: nucleus. Gene Ontology annotation, molecular function: zinc ion binding. The coding region runs from base 94 to 2103 and encodes 669 amino acids. The transcript has 8 exons. The record is from RefSeq and is a predicted model, not a curated record.
UUACCCAUAAAAAAUUGCAGGUUGAUAUGCAAUUAGAGGGGUUUUGAGUGUUUAUUGCCCCAAAAUCCCUCUUCGGGAAGCAAGCAGGCUUCUAUGGCGACGAAGGACUCCGAGAAUAGGUUUCAGAAGAUCAUGGACAAGCUCUAUUACGCACCCAGAUCGAGGCUCUCUCCACUUAGGCCGAGAGGUGGUGAUGUGAUUGCAAGCGAACGUCUGGUUGCGCGGUCUCUCGCACUGCGAGGACCGGUGGAGAAGUCGGCUCCUUGCCGCCCAUGGGAUCGCGGGGAUCUGAUUAGGAGGUUGACGACUUUCAAGGCCAUGACUUGGUUCGGGAAACCUAAGGUUAUUAGUCCUUUAAACUGUGCAAGGAGAGGUUGGAUCAACGUUGAAAUGGAUGUCAUUGUUUGUGAGGCAUGUGGAGCGCGACUUUUCUUUUCUACUCCACCUUCGUGGGCUAUCCAGCAAGUUGAAAAGGCUGCUGCAGUAUUUAGCUUAAAAUUGGACAAUGGACAUAAGCUAUUGUGUCCAUGGAUUGAUAAUGCAUGUGAUGAAUCAUUGUCAUAUUUUCCAUCUUCGCCUUCUCAUGUUUUGGUAGAGGGAUUCAGAGAACGUUUUCAUGCUCUUUUACGGCUAACAGCACUUCCUGUUAUUUCUUCAACGUUUAUUGAUUGUAUGAGUAGUCAUCGGCUUGAUCAUUUUUUGUCCGCUCCAUUUUGUUCGUCAAUCACUUUGAGCAGUGGAAUUAGGCUAAUUGAUGAUUGUAGAAGCAAGGAUCAACUCGAUACGACUGAAGACGGUGAUUCCCAUGGUUACUACCAGGCACUGAAAAUAAUAAGCUUAUGUGGAUGGGAACCUCGCUUGCUUCCAUAUACUGUUGAAUUUGAGGGUAAGUGUGGUCCAUCUGCCAAUGCCAUCAAUCCACUGGAGUCUUCAGAAGAGAUACCUUGCGAACCAACACAAAAUAUCACAAAAUCCUCAUCAAACAGUCACAAUGAUGUUCCACAUGGUGAAUAUCUAUAUGAUCAAUCAUCUACAGUCUUAGAUUGUCGGUUUUGUGGUGCCUGUGUGGGUCUCUGGUUUUUCAAGACAGUACCUCGUCCUCUUGAAUUCUUCAGGAUAAUUAUAGAUGGUAGUCCUCAAAGUGAAUCAACUACUGGAACAACAGAUUUUGGCAGAGGAGAUCACAAUGCUGAUAAAGAGAAGCCAUUUUGCUUAAAUUUAACAAUUGCAGGUGGUCCUCCGCCAACCAAACAACAUUUUCAUCCAAAAAUAUCUUUUCCCGCUGUUAGUAGGCAUAUGAGAGCUGAGUUGUCAUAUAAUACUUGUUUAAGAUUGAACCAAGGUUCAUCAGGGAAGGAAGACAAUGCUGGCCAAGAAGAGGAAUUUAAUGGUCAUCAUGAAGCUGGAUCACUGGCUGUUGGAUCCUUGAAGCGCAAAAGAAGUGAAACUGAAAAUUUGAAUUCUCAAAUAUAUUUGGAAGGAAAUCAUGGUGAUGAGGGCGAUGGACUUGCUGGUGAAGUGGGCAGCGAACAUACUUCCGAAGAAACCCUGUAUAACACUCCAUUUACUGAUGCUAGAGAAUCAAAUGAUUUGGUUUCAGUUUCAAGAUCAGAGGAAUCAAACUUUGGUGAUAGACCAGAAAAUGAUCAUUGCUAUCCUUUAGUGCCUGCUUCUUCUGUUGCUAAUGUCGAUUCAUCCACCUGCUCCAAAGCUGGGGAAGAGGGUCCUUGUUUCCCAACAGCUGACGGAACAAGUUUAGACAAACAAGAUUCAAUAGGAUCUGCGAGGAAAGUAUCUAUUUCUGUUGCUCGGGAUGAUGGUCUUGAUCAUUUAUUCGAAUAUCGGAAGCAGACUCAACUCAUGGAUUUUGAUCCCAUAAAGCAGCAUCGGCCUUUUUGCCCCUGGUUUUCUUAUGAGGGCAAAAACUUGCCGGGAUGGAAAGCAACACUCUCAGCUUUAGAUGAUCUUGAAAAGAAUUCUUCGCAACCGCCAGAACAAACAGAAGCUCCUUCCAGUUUUCUUGAUGAGGCUGAUGACCCUGUUGUUUCUGUAAGAAAGCUUUUCGCAUCCCCACCAUUUAAAAGAUUCAAGGAGAGUCGGUAGUCACCAGGAAGUUAGAAAACAGGAUAUUGAUCUUGAAACUGUAAGCGUGGAGGUUUGACUUUCGUCAAUGAACUUUGGCUUUUCUCAUUCCUGUGUAUCUGAGAAACUGAAGAGUUCUGUUCUCAUGGCGUAAUUGCACUUAUGCAAUUUGGACGGUGUCUUUGAAAAGCUGCUAUUUGCUGCAAAUAAAAUUUUGAUUUACAUCUUUGCAUUUUUUCGUCUUCUCCCUGCCUUGAUAUUUUUGUAAUCCGAUCAUUAGAGCGCUCAAGACAUUCUCAUGGCUCCGCCCAGUUGUGCAGAAAGUGGAGGAUGGAUUUGAAUUUUUAGAAGGAUGAGUUUCUACAGGCAUGAUUUGAAUUCUCUUCACUCUGUUAGAUCUUACUUUUUUCUUUUGUUUUUUUCUGUUAGAUCUUACUUAGAAAUCAAAUCUGAUAGCUUGUUUGGUCGGCUUUUUUCUUUUGAAAUGUAAUCUUCUAAGUUGAUUUUGUUUGAUGUCUGUAAAACUGGUAAUCUGACUCGAGUGUGUAAAUUCCAUUUGUUUUAAU